This is a messenger RNA of Trypanosoma grayi, 1056 nucleotides long. RefSeq names its product pre-rRNA-processing protein TSR4. The coding region runs from base 1 to 1056 and encodes 351 amino acids. Gene Ontology annotation, cellular component: cytoplasm. The record is from RefSeq and is a predicted model, not a curated record. NCBI's taxonomy places the organism in Eukaryota, Euglenozoa, Kinetoplastea, Trypanosomatida, Trypanosomatidae. The transcript has a single exon.
AUGUCAAAAGGUGAUUCCAUUUGGCUGGGAACUCCAGUGAAGAGCGUGUCUGAGGAUUUCUUAUCCCCGUACACUUCACGAAUUGGCGGAACCGCCGUUCUCUUUCGAGAGGUGUCAGAUUCCAGAGUGUUUAAGUGUGUAAAGUGUAGGAGCAGUCGUUCGAUUUCCUUAUUGGCUCAGAUUUACGCCCCUUUAGAGGUUUACGACAGAGUGCUCUACGUAUUCGUCUGCUCUGCAUGUAGUAGAGAAGAGUGUAGCUUCUGUUUCGCAAUUCGAUCUCAAAACCUAAAUCUAUCUUACGUGACGGCACCCCAAAAUGCUGAACGUGGUGACAGUGAAGAUAAAGGUGCUCUUUUCGAAGAAAACGCUGAUUGGGGGGAUGGUAGUGAUGGUGAAUGGGACGACAAUGACCACCACCACAAGAACAAUAACGGAAAUAAUAAGGAUGACGUCACCGAGAAUAGUGUGAGUGAGAGCACGGCAGCUAAUGCCAUGGGUGUGGGUAAAGGAAGAGACAUCGGUGCUACCGGCACGACAGAUGUGCCUUCAGUGCUUGCUCCUCAUGGAUCGAAGCCGCCGAUUGAAGGGACUUGCUACCCACGCUAUGGCCUCGAAAUCUUUCUUGAGCCUCUAAAGCUGAAGACCAAAGCAGUUGCGGUUAAGGAGCAAUUACAUGAAGCUCAACAAAAGUACGGUGAAGAUGUUGUGGAGAUGGCGAUUGUGGAGGAUGAUGAUGAGCCGUUGCAUGAAAAACGGCUGCGAAAGUACGUGGAACGAAUCAGUAGGGUUCCGUCUCAGUGUAUCCGCUGGGGCCCAAAUCAGGAGCCAUUGCGAUCUUCUGUCACUCCAAUUGUUGUACCAGAUUGUCCCCAUUGUGGAAAAGAGCGUCGAUAUGAGCUCCAACUUACAUCCCCCAUUAUUUACUACUUGACCAAAUCAAGGGAUGAAAAAAACCACCCUCUUCAUUUUGGAAAUGUGCAUGUCUUCACCUGCAGUGGUAAUUGUAAUGUGGAAGCCUACACAUCGGAGUACUGCGUUGUCGAAGAAGAAAUUUGA